This is a messenger RNA of Cololabis saira (Pacific saury), 17873 nucleotides long. It is a transcript of the gene hmcn1, whose product is annotated as hemicentin 1. The transcript is spliced from 107 exons. The record is from RefSeq and is a predicted model, not a curated record. Lineage: Eukaryota; Metazoa; Chordata; Actinopteri; Beloniformes; Belonidae. The coding region runs from base 313 to 17148 and encodes 5611 amino acids. Gene Ontology annotation, molecular function: calcium ion binding.
GCUUGCGCCUUGGAGACGUGCUGUUCCAGCUGAGAGGUGGUCUUUGUAUGACAGAGCUGCAAGCAGGGCUCCUGACUCUGCAAGAUCCCAGACAACAGGCACUGCAACAGCUGCUGCCGGGGUCACAAGUCGAGCUGAGGGAGUCUCACUUUCCCCCCCUGCUCUGGUUUGGCUGAUGCUGCGCACUUCAUAAACUGUUCUCAUGUCUUUGGGCUCGAACCGAGACGCAUCCUGAGGUUCCCACAGAACGAGAGCAAACACAUCCCAACUUGAUCUCCCCCCGUCCGAGAAGGCUCUGUGUUUGGAUCCGACAUGGGCUCCGGGCUGCUGCUGCUGCUGUGUCUGGCCGCGUCAGGCGCGCUCUGCGCCGGCCAGGAGCAGGAGCAGGACAUCCCCGAGGGCGCGUCCACGCUGGCCUUCGUGUUUGACGUGACCGGCUCCAUGUACGACGACCUGGUCCAGGUGAUCGAGGGGGCUUCCAAGAUCCUGGAGACAUCCCUGAGCAGACCCAAGAGACCUCUGUACAACUUCGCCCUGGUGCCCUUCCACGACCCAGAGAUUGGACCUGUAACAAUCACAACAGACCCGAAGAAGUUUCAGUUUGAGCUGAGAGAGUUAUACGUUCAGGGCGGUGGCGACUGUCCAGAGAUGAGCAUCGGCGCCAUUAAGAUUGCUCUGGAGAUCUCCCUGCCGGGAUCGUUCAUCUACGUCUUCACAGACGCCCGCUCUAAAGAUUACAAGCUCACUCACGAAGUCCUGCAGCUCAUUCAGCAGAAACAGUCGCAGGUGGUGUUUGUGUUGACGGGCGACUGCGACGACAGGAACCACAUCGGCUAUAAGGUCUAUGAGGAGAUCGCCUCCACGAGCUCGGGCCAAGUCUUCCAUCUGGACAAGAAACAAGUCAAUGAGGUCCUCAAAUGGGUGGAGGAGGCGGUUCAGUCCUCAAAGGUCCACCUGCUUUCCACCGAUCACUUCAGUCGGGUCAGCAACACUUGGCUGAUGCCCUUUGACCCCAGCCUGAAGGAAGUCACCGUGGCUCUCAGCGGCCCAGCACCUGACAUCGAGAUAAAGAACCCACAAGGGAAGGUUGUUGGAAAGAACGAGGGCCUGACGGAGCUCCUGCACAUUCCCAACUCUGCCAAGGUUGUCAACGUGAAGGACCCCCAGCCCGGGAUGUGGUCCAUCAAGACCUCCAGUGAAGGGAGGCAUUCAGUCCGGAUCACAGGGCUGAGCACCAUUGACUUCCGAGCCGGGUUUUCCAGGAAACCCACCAUGGAUUUCAAAACGACAUCCAGCAGGCCAGUUCAAGGUGUUCCCACGCACAUCCUUCUGAACACCACUGGACUUUCUGCGCCUGCUCGGCCCGACAGGCUGGAGCUCCUCACAGUUACGGGCACAAUUAUCAAAACCCUGCCGAUCCGGUACUACCCAGAGCGCCAACCGUACAGUCUCUGGAACCUCACAGACUUCAUCCCACCCGACGAGGCUUUCUUCCUGCGGGUGACGGGAUACGACAGGGAUGGUUUCCUGUUCCAGAGGGUCUCCAGUGUUUCUUUCUCCAACAUUGUACCUGGUGUGCCUAAAGUGGAGAUGCCAGCCACGACUCACGGUUAUUACCUCCAAAGAGGCGCUGUCAGAUGUCUUGUGGAGAGUUUGAUACCCUUCACUCUGCGUUUCAGCCGGGACGGAAGACGACUGGGAGUGGACCAACUCUUUACUGAGUCUGACAGUGCAUCGUGGGAAAUAGACCAGGUAACUCUGAAGGAUGAGGGCUACUAUGAAUGCAUCGCCAUCAACAGCGCUGGAACGGGACGAGCACGCACCUUCCUGGACGUAUCGGAGCCUCCUCCGGCCAUCACGGUCGAGGGUAACGUGACCGCCUCUCCCGGCGUAUCUGCGACUCUCACCUGCCACGUCGUCAGCACCGUCAACUUUACCUUCACCUGGCUCCGAGGGGGCCGCGAUGCCCGGCUGGACCCAAGGGUGAGCGUCCUGAGCAAUCUCUCGCUCCAGGUGUCCGCCGUGACCCCUGAACUCUCUGGCUGGUACGAGUGCGUCGCUACGAAUGAGGGUGGGACGACGGCGGAGCGGAUCUAUCUUACAGUUCAAGAGGUGCCGAGCGUCUCAGUGGAGCCACGGAAUCAGACCUUUGUGGCGGGAGAUGACGUGAGGAUCAGGUGCUCGGCCAGCGGCUACCCCGUACCCCGCCUGGUCUGGACCCACAACGACAUGUUCAUGAUGGCGUCCAGCAGACACAGAAUGGCUCCCGAUGGCUCUCUGGUUAUAAGAAGCCUGGAGAAGAAGGAUGCGGGAGUGUAUGGCUGCCUCGCCAGCAACCUGGCUGGCACUGACACCAUGACCUCCAUCCUCACCUACACUGAAUCUCCUGUGGUGACCGUAGCGUUUACUGAGAUUCUUAUUAGCAUCGGAGAAACCGCGGUGAUGGCCUGCUCUGCAUCUGGAAUCCCUCAGCCUGAGAUCCGGUGGUACAAAGGUGAUGUUCAGCUGCAUUCUUCAUCCCUCUUGGUUGUGGACCCACUGGGGGGAACACUUACCAUCAAGCAAAGCCGGGACAUCGAUUCUGGAGACUACACCUGUGUGGCUGUCAACGCUGCCGGCACCUCGUCGGGGAAGAUCUCUCUCGACGUCGGAGCUGCACCAAAAUUUACUAGAGAGCCCCAAGAUGUGGCGGCAGACAUCGGCUCUAACGUGACCUUGACGUGUUAUGCCCACGGGCACCCUGAGCCCAAGGUCACCUGGAGGAGGGAGGACGGCUCCCCUCUGUUCAGCAGGCCACACACACAUGGCCUUAUCUCGCAGAAGAAAGGAGUUCUGCAUAUUCAUAAUCUCUGGGUGGAAGAUGAAGCGGUGUAUAUCUGCGAGGCCCAAAAUCACUUUGGUCGGAUUCAGACCCAGGCGAGGAUCACCGUGACUGGACUUGUUUCACCUGUCAUUGCACUGAGUCCGGCAGAGCUGAGCGUAAUCGAGGACCAGCAGGUGGUGCUUCCCUGCGUGCUGCUGGCCGGGAAUCCGCUGCCUGAGAGACAGUGGCUGCACAACUAUGGCCUGGUGACCUCGGAUCAAUAUUUAACAGUGAGGAGGGACGGCAGUCUGAAUAUUGAGAGAGUCCGACUGGAGGAUGCGGGCGACUACACGUGUUUGGCUGAGAACGCUGUCGGGGCGACCAACCAUACAACCACUGUCAAUGUUUAUGUAAUUCCUACUAUCCAGCAUGGCCCACAAGUAUUUAGCACAGUUGAAGGAAAGCCGCUAUCGCUACCGUGCCGGGCCCAGGGAGUACCGAGUCCUGACGUCAGCUGGACUAAGGGUGGGAAGCUGCUGAACGUGGGUGGUCCAGCUUUCUCCGUGGAUACUGAUGGCAGCCUCCUCAUCACUUCUCCCUCUGGAAAUGAGACUGGGGAGUUUGUCUGCACGGCUACCAACGCUGCCGGCUCUGCCUCCAGGAAGGUCCACCUCACAGUCUACGUCCGGCCCAGGUCCAACGGCGGUGGUUCUGGAGGCCGAGCAGAGCCCACGAGGAUGUCAGUGAUUGAAGGGGAGGAUGCUGUUUUACCAUGCGAUGUCCAGAGUCUCCCGCCUCCCUCCAUCAGCUGGGCAAAGGAGAAGCAGCUCAUCUCGCCAUUCUCUCCCAGGCAUACCCAGCUUCCCUCCGGGUCCAUGAAAAUCCUGCAGACAAGAGUGUCAGACUCUGGACUUUAUGUCUGCGUUGCCUCCAAUAUUGCUGGUAACCUCACAUUGUCCGUUGAGCUGAAUGUUUUGGUACCUCCCCGAAUCCAGCCUGGCCCCAGAGUAAUGAAGGUGCAGGUGGGCCACUCAGCCGAGCUGCCCUGUGUGGUGACAGGAUCCCCAGAGCCGGCGCUCGCUUGGGCCAAGGACGGUAAAACGUACCUGGCGUCUCCUGAUGGCAGCCUGUCGUUGACAAAUGUGGGGCUGGAUGAUGAAGGAACCUACAUCUGCACGGCCACCAGCACGGCAGGAAGGGAUGAGGCUCAAGUAAAACUGCUAAUCCAAGUGCCUCCUGUCGUUGAAGUUCUGGAGCCCCCGUUUAACAGCCCCCUGCAGGAGAGAGUUGCAAACCAGCGAAUCGCCUUUCCCUGCCCCGCCAAAGGUUUUCCUAAGCCAGUGAUUCGCUGGUUGCGUAACGGCCAGGAACUGACGGGCAAUGAGCCCGGUGUGUCCAUCCUGGAGGACGGGACGUUGCUGAUUCUUGACUCCGUCUCACCUCUGGAUAACGGGGAGUAUGUCUGCACUGCUGCCAAUGACGCAGGAUCAGCUGAGAAAAAGUACCAGCUCAAAGUUAAUGUGCCCCCCGAUUUCCGUGACGGCGAAACGCCAGGAAACCGGUCCGUGGUCCUGAGCCAGCCCAUCAGCUUGAUGUGUGAUGUCACGGGAACUCCGACCCCUGUCAUCACCUGGUACAAGGACGGGACUCCUGUAGCUGCCGGCAACGGCAUCCAGAUCCUCAACGCGGGAAAGACCCUGAGACUACUGAAGGCAGACACGGCGGACGCAGGCAGCUACAGCUGCAAAGCCGCCAACGUUGCAGGCGACACAGAGAGAGACUUUUUUGUGGAUGUGCUGGUCCCACCAACAAUCACAGACUCAGGCUCUCCACAAGAUAUUUCUGUGACUCUCAAGCAAGCGAUCACUCUUGAGUGCAAAGCGCAAGGGUCCCCCUUUCCCACAAUCCAGUGGUACAAGGACAGAAAGCCGGUGUUUCUCGGCGACCCCAAUCUGGAGGUCUCCAGAAGGGGUCAGCUUCUGAAGAUAAAAAGUGCCCGUCUUGGAGAUCAGGCUCGAUAUCAGUGCAGUGUAACCAAUGCGGCGGGAAAAGAGUCCCGGGACUUCAACCUCAGUGUUCAUGUGCCCCCGUCCAUAAAAGGAGGCAACUCAACCACGGAGGUGACGGCACUGCUGGACACCAUGGUAACGCUGGAGUGUGAGGCGCGCGGGGUGCCGCUCCCUGCCAUCACCUGGUACCGAAAAGGAGAGGUCGUCUUGUCCACCCGACAGACGCAGUAUGCAGACCGAGGCCGCUUCCUGAAGAUCCCUCGGGUGCAGGCGUCCGAUGCCGGCCAGUACAUCUGCAAGGUGACCAGUGUGGCCGGGAGCGCUGAGAAGAGCUACGAGCUGGAUGUUUACCUGCCUCCUAGCAUCGCAGGGGAGGAGGACGGGCCCACAGAGAGGAAAGUGAUCCUCAAUAAACCUCUGAUCCUGGAGUGUGAGGCGACGGGACACCCUCCACCCACCCUCACCUGGCUGAAGGACGGAGUUCCUGUCCGUGACGGGGAAAGUGUCCGUGUGCUCGAGCAGGGGAGAAAAAUAGAAAUCCCUUCAGCUACUGUCUCAGACUCUGGACGCUACAUCUGCGUGGCCACGAGCAUCGCAGGAGACAAGGAGGUGAAAUAUGACAUCAAAGUUUUAGUUCCUCCGGUUAUUGAUGGAGCUGAUGACGUAACAGACAGCACGGUCAUAGUCGACAGCCCUCUGGAGCUGGAGUGUCACGCCACGGGAACCCCUGCCCCCGUCAUCACGUGGUUUAAGGACGGCAAGCCGCUGAGGCAGGGUGAAGGGCUGCGGAUUACGCCCAGCGGCAGGCGACUGCUCAUCUCCCGAGCUCAGGUCUCUGACACGGCUCGCUUCCAGUGUGUGGCCACGAAUGAGGCUGGAGACUACGAGAGGGACUUCAAUGUGGUAGUCCAAGUUCCCCCGUCCAUCCGUAUGACUGGGUCUGCAGAACGUUCGGUGGUUCUGCACAAGUCCGUCACGCUGGAGUGCAUCUCAGCCGGCAUCCCUCUCCCCAGUAUUACCUGGCUGAAGGACGGCCGGCCUGUCGACACGUCAAAGGAGAACCUUAAGCUGCAGUCGGCAGGCAGAAUGCUCAAGAUCACAAACUCCAGACUGGAGGAUUCUGGGAGAUACACCUGCCUGGCCACCAGUGCUGCCGGUGAAGCGCAGCAGCAUAUUCAACUUAGUGUCCAUGAGCCUCCCAGGAUUCCUUCCUCUGGAGAGAUCAUCAACAAAAACGUCCUGUCAGGCUUUUCCGUUGAGCUUGAGUGCAAAGCGACUGGCACCCCGUUACCUGCUGUCACUUGGUACAAAGAUGGCCGGCCUCUGACCACAGCGGUGAAGCAGGGUCAGCCGCUGGAGAUUGAGCGGGCACAACUGUCCGAUGCUGGAAUGUACAGAUGUCAAGCUGUCAACAUUGCUGGAGUCGCGGAGAUACUUUACAGCCUUCAGGUGUUUGUGCCCCCGGUCAUCUCCAGCCGAGGCGGUACGGUAACCGUGGUGGUGAAUGAGGCUGCCAGGCUCGAGUGCGAGGCCUCCGGCGUUCCUGCGCCGAGUCUCACGUGGCUCAAAGACGGCAGCCCCGUGGCGAGCGUUUCACAUGGCACACAGGUGUUGUCCGGUGGCAGAGUCUUGUCUAUAAACAGCGCGCAGGUGAGCGACACCGCCAGAUACACCUGCGUGGCAGUCAACGCCGGAGGAGAGACACAGAGAGAAUAUGACCUGAGGGUUUACGUGCCUCCGAACAUCAAGGGAGAAGAGGUGAACGCCACGGUGAUGCUUGGUCGUCCAGUGGAGCUGCUCUGCCAGAGCGACGCCAUCCCUCCCCCUAGACUCUCCUGGCGCAAAGACGGACGCCCCCUCUUUAAGAAGCCCGGUCUCACCGUCUCUACUGACGGUAGUUUCCUCAAGGUUGACAGCGCCCAGGUGCAGGACUCGGGGAGAUAUACCUGUGAAGCCAUCAAUAUAGCUGGAAAAACAGAGAAGAAUUACAAUCUCAACGUAUGGGUGACUCCCAGUAUCCGCGGCUCGGACGAGGUUUCUUCUCUGACUGUGAUUGAGGGAGGUCUCAUCACUCUGGUGUGUGAAUCCAGCGGCAUACCGCCUCCCACCCUGACAUGGACCAAAGAUGGUUCUGAACUUAAGUCAGAUCAGAGACUGAGGAUUUUGUCGGGAGGCCGUCAGCUGCAGAUCUCCAGCGCAGAGAGGACAGAUGCAGCCUCUUACACGUGCACAGCCUCCAGUGCAGCCGGCACCACCUCUAAAGAGUACAGCCUUCAGGUGUAUGUUCGACCUUUCAUCAGCCGCAGCGACGGCGACACUGAAGACGUUACGGUGACGAAGGGAGGGGACGUGACCCUCCAGUGUGCAGCAGAGGGCGUGCCUCGCCCUGCAGUCACAUGGCUGAAGGAUGGACGCCCCGUCACGGGCCAGCAUGGCGCAAAGGUCCUGAACGAGGGGAGGCUGUUGCAGAUCAAAGAUGCCAAGGUGUCAGACACGGGACGCUACACCUGCAUCGCUGUUAACGUGGCAGGACAGGCAGACAGCAAGCACGACAUCAGCGUACAUGUCCCACCUAGUAUAAUUGGUCAGGUGCAGUUUCCAGAAAAUGUCAGCGUGGUGGUGAAGAACCCAGUGGUUCUGACCUGCGAGGCCUCUGGUAUCCCUCUCCCUGCUGUCUCCUGGCUGAAGGACGGUCGGCCCGUUAAAGCCACCAGUCUGCUGCGCAUCCUCUCAGGGGGGCGAAGCCUUCGUAUCAUGCACGCUGCCACAGAGGAUGCUGGGAGGUACACUUGUGUUGUUUCCAACAGCGUGGGAGAAGAAAGGAGGAACUUUGACCUCGACAUCCUUGUUCCACCGAGAAUUGUGGGAGAGGGAACGGUUGUGGAUACUAAAGUGAAAGAGAAACACAACAUCACUCUCACCUGUGAGGCGUCGGGUAACCCUGUACCGGACAUUAAAUGGCUGAAAGAUGGACAACUGUUGACGACGGAUGGACACCACCAAAUUUUAUCUCAUGGCCGUUUUCUUCGAAUCUCAGAGGCCCAAGUUGCCGACACCGGCAGGUACACCUGCCUGGCAUCCAACCGCGCCGGAGAUCGGAGUCGGCAUUUCAACCUCAAUGUCCUGGUUUCUCCCACCAUCGCAGGGUCAGGCCCUGACAUUUCUGCAGAGGAAGUCACGGUAACUCUGAGCAGCCCAACGUCACUGGUGUGUGAAGUCCAGUCCUACCCUCCGGCGCUGAUCACUUGGCUCAAGGACGGCACUCCGUUUGAAUCUACUCGCAAUGUCCGAGUUCUUCCAGGUGGCAGAACUCUGCAGAUUCUCAGUGCUAAAGAGGAGGAUGCUGGGAGGUACACCUGUGUGGCUACCAACGAUGCUGGAGAGGCAGUGAAACACUAUGAAGUCAAGGUUUAUGUUCCCCCGCAGAUCAAUAAAAACGACAUCCAAGGUGAGGGACUGUCUACAAAAGAAGUCAAGAUCAAGAUCAACAGCACGCUGACCCUGGAGUGCGUCGCUCAAGCGUUUCCCAUCCCAGUGCUGCAGUGGUAUAAAGACGGACAGACCCUGCGGACAGACGACCACGUGUCCAUUACAGCAAACGGUCGCAUCGUGCAGAUCAAGCAUGCGCAGGUGUCGGACACGGGCCGCUACACGUGUGUCGCCACUAAUAUCGCCGGAGAGGAUGAGAAGGACUUUGAUGUAAAUAUACAAGUUCCACCUCAUUUCAACAGACCUGCUGGCGCCGGUGAUCAUACGUCCCCCCCAGGCUUCGGGGGGGACCCUCGAGAUGUGAUACUUAACAAUCCCAUCUCUCUGUACUGCGAGACGAACGCCGUCCCGCCUCCGACUCUCACCUGGUACAAAGAUGGACGAGCCGUAACGUCUAAUGACAAAGUUUUGAUCCUGCCAGGUGGGCGGGUUUUACAGAUCCCCAGAGCCCAGCUGGAAGACUCCGGCAGGUACACGUGCGUGGCCAUCAAUGAAGCAGGGGAGGACUCCAUCCAGUACGACGUCAGAGUGCUGUCACCUCCAACCAUUCGCGGCACAGACACCGACGUGCCAGAGGAAGUAACCGUCCUGGUCAACAAAACGGCCCAACUGGACUGUCACGUGGAUGGAAAUCCAGCCCCCAAGAUCACCUGGUUCAAAGACAGCCAGAUGAUCAGCUCUGAUGGGCCGCACAGAGUUCUGUCCAACGGACGGAGACUUCAGGUGUUGAGCGCUAGGGUAUCUGACACGGGGCGCUACGUGUGUGUGGCUGACAAUGUGGCUGGAAGUGCAGAGAAACACUUCAAUCUCAACGUUCAUGUUCCUCCAGCCGUCGUUGGCAUGAGUCAGGAGAACGUGACGGUGGUGGUGAACAACUUUGUUUCCCUUUCCUGCGAAGUCACCGGCUUCCCCCCUCCCACGCUGAGCUGGCUGAACGACAGGGGGCCCAUCCAAGCCAGCUCCAACGCCCUCAUCGUGCCAGGCGGUCGGACGUUACAGAUCCUUAAAGCAAAAGUGUCUGAUGGUGGAAAGUACAGCUGCGUGGCCAUGAACGCAGCCGGAGAGGCUCACAAACGCAUCUAUCUCACCGUAUUCGUUCCUCCCAGCAUCCGGGGAAACAGCGGAGACUAUCCCGACAUGGUUAACGUGCUCCUCGGCAGGUCAGUGACUCUGGAGUGUGAAUCCAACGCCGUCCCUCCUCCCACCAUCAUCUGGUAUAAGAACGGCCGGGCGGUGACGGAGUCGGCCAACCUGCGCGUCCUGGCAGACGGACGGAUCCUUGAGAUCAAAAGUUCAGAGGUGUCUGAUACAGGCCAGUAUGUCUGCACGGCCACAAAUGUUGCCGGACAAGUCGACAAGAACUUCCACUUGAACAUUCAUGUCCCUCCCUCAGUCGACGGCCCGGCAUAUGAGAAUGUGGUGGAAACCAUCAGUAACCCCGUUUCCUUUGCCUGCGAUGCCACUGGUAUCCCCCCACCCAGCCUCGCCUGGCUGAAAAAUGGACGCCCCAUCGAGAACUCAGAGUCUCUGGAGAUGCACAUCUUCUCAGGAGGGAGCAAACUGCAGAUCGCACGGUUGCAGCUUUCGGACAGCGGAUCGUACACGUGCGUGGCCUCCAACGUGGAGGGCAAAGCCCGCAAGAGUUACCACCUCACCAUACAAGUCCCGCCCAGCAUCUCCGGAUCAGAGAUGCCCCAGGAGAUGGGAGUCCUGUUGAACGAAAGCAUCCGGCUGGUCUGUGACGUCCAGGGAAUCCCGACUCCGACCGUUCAGUGGCUGAAGGACGGAGAAACGCUCAACAGUACGGGAAACAAGGGACCACGGGUCAGUCCGGAUGGCAGCACACUCACUGUGAGCCGAGCCCAGCCUGCUGACGGGGGAAAGUACACCUGCGUGGCCACCAAUGCUGCCGGGGAAGAAGACAGGAUAUUUAAUCUCAACGUGUACGUGCCUCCUGUCGUACUUGGCAACAGUGAAGCCGGCGAGCACCUGACCGCAGUCCUGGACAGCUCUGUCAACAUCCAGUGCGUUGCCACUGGGUCUCCUCUGCCGCAGCUGAACUGGCUGAGGAACGGCUUGCCGCUGCCCAUCUCCUCCCACGUCCGGCUGCUCUCGGCCGGACAGGUGCUCCGGAUCACAAGAGUCCAGGUGUCUGACGGUGGGAGUUAUACCUGCGUUGCAUCAAACAGGGCGGGAGUGGAUAACAGACAUUAUAACCUAGAGGUACAUGUCCCUCCUGGUUUGGAUGGAGCGGGAAGCACAGAGGACGUGACUGUGGUCAGAGGAAACUCUGCUUCUUUGCUGUGUAUCGCUGACGGGAUCCCACCCCCGACCAUCUCCUGGCUCAAAGACGGAGGGACCCUGUUCCCUGACCGCGGCGUCGUCUUCCUCAACCGGAAUACAACCUUAGAGAUUAUCCACGCCCACAUCAAUGACAGCGGCCGCUACAGCUGCGUGGUGAACAACACUGCCGGUCACACCAGUAGACACUUCAACCUGAAGGUUCUGGAUCCUCCGCACAUCGAGGGGUCUGGCGUGCCGGCAGAAGUGUCCGUGGUGGUUAAUAACGUCCUGGAGCUCCAGUGUUCAGCUGCAGGAAUCCCCCCCCCCUCUCUGACCUGGCUGAAGGACGGACGCCCGCUGCCGCAGACGGAAAGCCGGCGCCUCCUCAGAGGAGGAGAGGUUCUCCGGGUGGCUUCAGCACAGCUGGAGGAUGCGGGCAGAUACAGCUGCUUGGCCAACAGUCCAGCUGGAGAUGCUGAUAAGGAGUUCCUGGUUCAAGUACAUGUCCCCCCCAACAUCGUGGGUGAAAGCGCGCCGCAGGACGUGUCGGUGCUGCAGAACAGACAGGUGACUCUGGAGUGCAAGUCCGACGCCGUCCCUCCUCCAACUCUGACCUGGCUCAAAGAUGGAAAACCACUGCAGGCCUCUCCUCGCGUGCGUAUCCUGUCUGGUGGCCGCUACUUACAGAUCAACAUGGCAGAGCUCGGCGACAGAGCUCAGUACACCUGCAUGGCGAGCAACGUCGCUGGCAAGACCACGCGACAGUUUAACCUGACUGUCAACGUGGCUCCGACUAUCAAGGACGGCUCCCAGACGGUGUCGGUGGUCAUCAAUCAGCCGGCGGUGCUGGAGUGCGUAGUUGAUGGAGUACCAACACCUCGAAUAACCUGGAGGAAAAACGGUGUAAUGUUAGCAGGAAACAGCCCGAGGUACGCCUUUGCAGAGGACGGGUCCUUACUCAUCCAUACAGCUCAGGUGACCGACACCGGACGCUAUCUGUGUAUGGCGACAAAUCCAGCCGGGACUCAACGCAGGAGAGUGGAUCUGCAAGUGCAUUUGCCUCCCUCCAUCGCUGAUAGUCGCACCAGUCUGACGGUUGUCGUCAACAUCCAGACCACGCUGCCUUGCGAAGCUGCCGGCAUUCCCAAACCCACCGUCAGCUGGCGGAAAAACGGUCAAACCAUCAACACCGACCAGAAUCAGAACAUGUACAGAUUAUUAUCAUCUGGUUCCUUGGUAAUCAUAGCGCCUACAGUAGAGGACACAGCGCUGUACAAAUGUGUGGCCUCCAAUGAGGCAGGGAAUGACUCCAGAUCCAUCAACCUCUCUGUCAUCGUUCCUCCAUCUAUAGCAGAUGAGCCCACAGAGCUGGUGGUCACCAGACUGUCCCCGGUGGUCAUCGCCUGUACUGCAUCCGGUGUCCCAGAGCCCUCCAUCCACUGGAGCAAAGACGGCAGGAAGCUGGCGGCUGAGGGGCAGGGAUACAGCAUCCUCCCAACAGGUCCAGUAGAAAUCCCCUCGGCUGAGCUCAGUCAUGCCGGACGCUACUCCUGCACGGCCAAGAACACUGCAGGCUCCACCCACCGCCACGUACAGCUGACAGUACAGGAACUCCCAGCGAUCCAUUCCCACCCGUCCACCGUGGACGUGAUCUUCGACAGUCCCGUCACUCUUCCCUGCAGAGCCACAGGCUCGCCCAGACCCAGCAUCACCUGGCAGAAGGAAGGCAUCAACAUCCCCACCACAGGUGGAGGUUUCAUGAUACUUCCUAAUGGAAGUCUACAGAUCUCCAAGGCAUCCAUGUCAGACUCUGGGACGUACAUUUGUGUCGCUCAGAACCCCGCAGGCACUGCUUUGGGGAAGACCAAACUCAAAGUUCAAGUUCCUCCGGUGAUCCACUCAGAGACUCUGGAGUACGUGGCAUCUGUGGACUCAGCCGUGAUGUUGGCGUGCCAAGCCGAUGGCUCCCCUCCGCCCUCGAUCACAUGGCAUAAAGAGGGGCAGCUUCUGAGCGACUCGGUACGGCAGCGGGGGCUCAGCUCUGGAUCCCUGCAGAUCGCCUUCAUUCAGCCCGCCGACGCCGGGCGGUACACUUGCACCGCCGCCAACGCGGCCGGCACGGCCAGCAUGGAAAUGAGGCUCACCGUACAAAUUCCUCCUUCCAUUCGCGGUGGAGAGCAGGAGGUUGCGGUCGUGGAACACGGUCACGUGCAGCUGGUGUGCGUGGCAGAGGGAUUCCCACAGCCCGUAGUGUCCUGGGAAAAAGAUGGCAGUCCACUCAGUGAAAGCGCGGGGGAGUACACCAUCCUGCCGUCCGGGGAGCUGGUGAUCGACAGCGCUCAGCCAAAUGACGCCGGCAUCUACGCCUGCGUCGCCGCCAAUUCGGUGGGGCAGGACAGCUGGACCUUGACCCUGUCCGUCCACACCCACCCCGCCUUCACCGAGCUGCUGGGAGACGUGGCUCUGAACAAGGGCGAGCGCCUCAUUAUGACCUGCGGCGUCAGCGGCAUCCCUCCACCCAGAGUCACAUGGGCCUUCAACAACAACAUCAUCCCAGUCCACUACGAUCACAUGAACGGUCACAGUGAGCUGGUCGUCGAGCGAGUGAGCAAAGACGAUGCGGGUACCUACACCUGUGUGGCGGAAAACAGCGUGGGGACCAUCAAGUCGCUGGGAUUCGUCCACGUCAAAGAGCCCCCCAUCAUCGACGGGGACCUUCACUCCAACCGGAUUGAACCUCUGGGUGGUAAUGCCAUCCUGAACUGCGAGGUGCGAGGAGACCCACCGCCACUCAUCCAGUGGAGCAAAAAUGGCAUCAACAUCCAUAUAAGCAACCGAAUCCGUCAGCUGGACAACGGCUCCUUGGCCAUCUAUGGCACAGUGGGUGAAGAUGCCGGCAACUACAUGUGCGUGGCGACAAAUGAUGCUGGCGUGGUGGAGAGAAGCGUCACCCUCACCCUGCAGAGUGCUCCGUCCAUCAGUGUGGAGCCGGUGGCGACGGUAGUGGAUGCCGGCACCACGGUUGUGCUAAACUGCCAGGCAGAGGGCGAACCCACCCCCGCGAUAGAGUGGUCCCGCCAGGGACGGCCCCUUCUGGCGCGCGAUCGCUUCUCCGUUCUGUCCAACGGGUCUCUCCGGAUCAGCAGCGCCCAGAAGGAAGACACGGCUGAAUACGAAUGUGUGGCCAGAAACCUGCUCGGAUCAGUGCUGGUCAGGGUCCCUCUCACUAUACAAGUCCAUGGGGGGUAUUCAGAGUGGGCAGAGUGGGGUCCCUGCAGUGUAUCCUGUGGCGCUGGGAUGCAAAAGAGGCUGAGAAGCUGCAACAAUCCUUUACCUUCUAACGGGGGCCGUCACUGUCAAGGAUCAGACGCAGAAACACGCGGCUGUCGAGGAAAGCCGUGUCCAGUGGAUGGUAACUGGUCAGACUGGUCUGCCUGGGAGGAGUGUUCACAAAGCUGCGGUCAAGGCAACAGAACCAGGGUCCGGACCUGCAGUGACCCUCCGGCGCAACAUGGAGGCCGGCAGUGCGAGGGGGAGGCGGUGGAAGCCAUCAUGUGCAGUGUGAGGCCGUGUCCAGUGGCCGGUAACUGGGGAGCCUGGUUACCGUGGAGCCCGUGCAGCGAGACCUGUGGUAAGGGCAUGCAGUCCAGAAUCCGGCUCUGCAACAACCCUCCUCCGGCGUUUGACGGGCUGCAGUGUGAAGGCACAGACACCCAGUCUCAAGUGUGCAUGGAGAGACCUUGUCCUGUGAAUGGAAAAUGGUCGUCGUGGAUGAGCUGGGGACCCUGCAGUCUUUCGUGUGGGGGUGGGACGAGACAGCGGACACGCCUCUGUGCCAGCCCCGCCCCUCUGCAUGGGGGCAGGAAAUGCGAGGGCAACGACGUGCAUAUAGAUUUCUGCAACAGCGACGCCUGUCCCAUCAGUGGUAACUGGGGAUCGUGGAGCAGCUGGGGCAUCUGCAGCAAAACGUGCAACGGAGGUCAGAUGCGGCGCUACAGGACCUGUGACAACCCCAGACCUGCGUAUGGCGGGAGAGCUUGUGCCGGCGCUGACGCUCAGAUGCAGAGAUGCAGCACGGCCAACUGCCCUGUUGACGGUAACUGGGGUUUAUGGCAGUCGUGGGGAGAAUGCUCCGCUUCCUGCGGAGGCGGAGAGAGGACACGCCUCCGACUGUGUAACAGUCCGUCUCCUAGCAACGGAGGCCGUCCCUGUCCCGGAGACUCCACUCAGGUAUCCCGGUGCAACCCUCAGGCGUGCCCAGGUGGGCCACAAAAAGCUCGCGGCAGUAUCGUAGGAAACAUAAAUGGCAUUCCGUUUGGCAUUGCCAUCAUUAAUGCCACCAUCACUGACAGCAACUCCGGCAGUCGGAUCAUCAAGGCCACUAUUUCCAACGUACCAAGAUCAUUAGGUCCUGCAAUGAGGAAGCUCAUCUCCAUCCUGAACCCCGUCUACUGGACAACGGCGCAGGAAGUAGGAGACGCCGUCAAUGGUUACACGCUGACAGGAGGGGUCUUCGUCCGGGAAACGCAGGUGGAGUUUGCUACAGGUGAAAUCCUGAGGAUGAGCAUCAUGGCCCUGGGCCUGGACUCCGAUGGAGUGUUGCUGCUGGACAUCGGAAUGAGUGGAAACAUCCUUCAGCUGCCUUCAAACGCUGACAUCAACAUCAAGGACUACACCGAGGACUACAUCCAGAUAGGUCCGGGCCAGCUGUACGCUCUGUCCACUCGUAUGUUCACCGUCAACACGGAGAGUGUGCCCUACUCCUGGAACCACACCAUCUCCUAUGACAUAACCAAAGGGAAGAUGCCCUACCUGGUGGAAAUGCUCCAUGCCACAGACAUCCGUGCUCUCUACCAUCCUCUGGAGGAGGUGUUGGAGUACAGCAUCCAAGCUAGUAUCAGUAAAGCUGAUCGCAGUAACCAGUGUCCUCACGGCUUCACUUUGGUCUCUGCCGGCCCUUAUUGUGAAGAUGAGAACGAGUGUGAGGCUGGGAAUCCCUGUUCUCACGCCUGCCACAACGGCAUGGGUAGCUACUACUGCUCCUGCCCCCGGGGCCUCGCCAUCUCAGCUGACGGCCGAACCUGCCAGGACAUUGAUGAGUGUUCGCAGGGCGGGAAUACGUGUCACGGUGGACAAGACUGCGAGAACACCGUUGGCUCUUACAGAUGUGUCAUGCGCUGUGGGCGGGGCUUCAGGAGAAUGGCUGAUGGUUUCAGCUGCACGGAUGUGAACGAGUGUCAGGAGUCCAAUCUGUGUAAUCAAAUCUGUUUGAAUACCAUUGGUAGUUAUCGCUGUGCCUGUGAGCCAGGCUUUCAACUCAGGAACAGACGCUGCGUCGAUAUAAACGAGUGCAGGCAGAGGGUUUGCCGUUCAGACCAGCAGUGCAAAAACACCCGCGGGGGUUACACCUGCGUGGACCUGUGUCCCAGCGGGAUGACCAAGGGUGGGAACGGCACAUGCGUUGAUAUUGAUGAAUGCAGAGGCGGCCUCCAUCAGUGCAGGUACAACCAGAUCUGUGAGAACACCCGAGGCAGCUACCACUGCACGUGUCCACGUGGCUUCAGAUCUCAGGGACUGGGACGGCCCUGUGCUGACAUAGAUGAGUGUGGGUGGCUCCCGCAGCCCUGCGCCCACCGGUGCGUCAACACUCCCGGCAGCUUCUCGUGCAGCUGCCCGCCGGGCCAGCACCUGCUGGGGGACGGGAAGUCCUGCGCUGGGCUCCAGCGGCUGCCCACCUAUGAAAGUUACUCGUACGGCUACCGCGCGUCUCAGUCGGCCCCCGAGCGCACCCUCGACCGGCGGCUCUACCACAGCGUGGCCUCUCAGAGCUACCACUCCCAGGCCGUCGCCAGGAGCCGUAGGGGCAGGGAGGCACCGGAAACCUCCUCACGGCGGGGGGGCCUCGCGUGUGAGCAGGGGUUUGAGCCCGGGGGCGGCCACUGCCUAGACAUUAACGAGUGUGACGUGCGGGACACGUGUCAGCACGAGUGCAUGAACACAGCAGGGAGCUACAGGUGUCUCUGCCCGGCCGGUUACCGCCUGAUGACCAACGGGAAGACAUGUCAAGAUAUAGACGAGUGUCUGGAGCAGAAUAUCCAGUGCGGGGCCAACCAGAUGUGCUUCAACAUGCGGGGAGGUUAUCAGUGCAUCGACACGCCGUGUCCGCCGAACUACCAGAGGGAUUCAGCCACAGGGUUCUGCCUGAAGAACUGCCCCCCCAACGACCUGGAGUGCACGCUGAGCCCGUACGCGCUGGAGUACAAGCUGCUGUCGCUGCCCUUCGGCAUCGCCGCCAACCAGGACCUGAUCCGGCUGGUGGCCUACACGCAGGACGGCGUGAUGCACCGCCGGACCACCUUCCUGGUGGUGGACGAGGACGUGGCGUCGCUGCCGUUCGCCCUGCGGGACGAGAACCACAAGGGAGUGCUGUUCACCACGCGGCCGCUGCGGGAGCCGCACACCUACCGCAUGAAGGUCCGAGCCCUGUCCUACAGCGAGGACGGGGGCCUGGAGUACCAGACCACCUUCAUCGUCUACAUCUCCGUCUCAGCCUACCCCUACUGAGCACUUUAAAGGGCACGAGACGACGGUGCGGCGAGGAACUGCGUCCUCCACCUGCAGCGCCACAGGGUGUGGUUUUGGACCAGUGACCACAUCGGUAGGAAGACUGACAGACAUGUUGAGCACCUGAGAGCCUUAAAGACACAUGGAAAUACAGAUUAAAGAGAACAUUAAAGAGGCUGCUGGAGAAAAUGGGAUGAAACCAACUUUUUAUUCAUUUGAGUCUCUGGAAACCUGUGUGGGACUUUUGAAUUAUUGAUGUUUUGUCAUUUUAAUUUCCUUCCCUUCUCAGAUUUAUGAAGAAUUAGAUUGAAUUCCUCAGAGCGUAAACUCCCACCAGUGGCUCUGCGACUAGUUUAAAUUCUCGUCAAGCUCAGAUUUUACAUUUACUUACUUUUAACUUAUUGGGAAGUGCUUGAACACGAUAGAUCGGUAGUUCCCGCCUCUGCUCUGCCCGAUCACCAAUCCCAGAGGUGAACAGAUGUUGACUAUUCCCUCGUUGAAACCCCCCCACAUAUGUCUGCAUCCUCAGGUUGUGGGCUCGGACCGAGACCCCACCAACUAUUAAUCCGAUUACUUCAUCAGUGUAAUACUGUCAUUCCCCAUCCAGCAAGAUGUAUUUUAUUUUUAUGGCUUGUACAUAUGUUUUAUUUUUUUCUCAUAAUGUGUACUGUACUUGUACGAAACCUAUCCAUUUUGUAAUAAAAAUGUAAGCGAAUACACAUCGA